This is a messenger RNA of Pocillopora verrucosa, 2122 nucleotides long. The record is from RefSeq and is a predicted model, not a curated record. NCBI's taxonomy places the organism in Eukaryota, Metazoa, Cnidaria, Anthozoa, Scleractinia, Pocilloporidae.
AUCUUCAUCAGGCUGAUUAAAAAAUGCCAUCACUUCAAAUCCUGUGCCUGCUGUCAAUUUUGGCAACAAGUGCAACUUUAACUUCUUCCACUGGAUCAGAGUUUGUUGCUGCAGUAUAUGAGCAUGCCUUUGUCAGGGCCCAAAAUAGAACAAACGUCCUCUCCCAGCAAGAAGCUGUGGCAAUCGUCAUGCAGAACAUGGAUGUGUACGCGACCCAGAUGAAAAAAGCUAAACAGCAGAAUGCAAGUAUUAUUGUCUUUCCUGAAUAUGGCCUAACAGGCUUUGGCUACACUCGUGAUUCAUUUCAGCCAUUUUUAGAAGACAUCCCAGAUCCAAAGAAGACCAGUUGGAAUGCUUGUGAAGAUCCACAAGCAAACAGCUCCAGUCCUAUUCUAUACCGCCUCAGUUGUCUGGCAAAAACCUAUGAUAUGUACCUUGUAGUAAAUAUGGGAGAUGUUAAGCCAUGCAAUAAAAGCACUGAUGAAAAUUGCCCCAGUGAUGGAAGAUACCAAUAUAAUACUAAUGUAGUAUUUGAUGACAAAGGCAAACUUGUGGCCAGAUAUCAUAAGCAGCAUCCUUUUUUGAAUGAAAUGAAAGUGGUUAAUCGUCCUCUUACACCUGAGUUCAUUACCUUUGACACACCCUUUGGUAAAUUUGGAACAUUUGUCUGUUUUGAUGCGCUCUUUCACGAUCCAGCAAUACCACUGGUGACCAAACACAAAGUUGACCAUAUUGUCUUUCCUACAGCAUGGUUUGAUGUGGUGCCUCUUUUUGCAGCCAUUGGAUUCCAUGGGUCAUGGGCCCGGGGAAUGCAGGUCAACUUUCUCUCUGCAAACUCGCACGUACCAGAGGUAUUAAACACUGGGAGUGGACUCUACAGCCCCACUGGUGCUAAAAAGUACUAUAGAAGCUUGUCUGCCAAUGGUUCCUUAUCUGUUGCCAACUUGCCCAAAUCACCAAGGGACAGACCUUCAGGUACUCCAGUGGUGAAUGCUACAAAGAUACAAGAAGGCAAUGCUGGUCAAGACUCAUUCUACUCGGACUUGUUCGGCGAUCUCUUUCUUUUCAAAGAGCUGAAGAAACCUGAAGGCACCUUGGAUGUGUGUUACAAUGGCAGUAGCAUUUGUUGUUCCCUUACCUAUGAGAUGGUGGAGAAACGUUCUGAUGAAAUGUAUGCGUUAGGUGUCUUUGAUGGACUUCACAUCCUAGAGGGACAAUAUUAUUUACAAAUAUGCACUCUUAUCAAGUGUCUGGGAUUGAACCAUAAUUCUUGUGGGCAGAGAGUAUACAAUGCAAGUACCAUUUUCAAGUCCUUCACACUGCAUGGUUCACUUGGUACACAGUAUAUCUAUCCACAGGUGUUAGCAGAUGGUGUAUCACUUCUGCCAGGAGAAUGGGACCACGGUGUACCUGUGACGCAUUUGCAGACCAAGCAGCAGCUGACAAAAGGGUUGUUGACUGCGGCCCUUUUUGGACGCGUGUAUGAAUUGGAUGAUGGCCCCAGACCAACCACACAUCCUAGUGUGGAAUCAUCUGCACCACAGAUCUGCAUCCAUGUUUUUUUUGUUGGCCUGUUGUCAGUGAUUGCAUAUUUUUGUGUUGAGAAGGAAUAAAAGUUGUAAUAAUUAUUAACAUGUGACCUCCCCCUGAAAUUCUGGACCCAGCAGGAUAAUGAUUAUGCAUUAUUGAUAUAAUAAUCCUCAGACUACUUCCCCAAACAGGCCAUGGAAAUUAAGUGGAAAUGAGAAGGCAAUUGAAGUAAACCCUUUAACUGCCAUUUGUGAUCAAGGCAAAAUUUCUCCUAACAAUAUCAAUACAAUAUAAAGCAGAAUAAAGAAUCACAUUUAAUAACCACAUAUGUGCUGUACAAAAAAGUUAAAAUGCUUCAAGCUGUGUUUGAGAAAUACAAUAAACAAAUGAAAUAUUUAUUUAAUGUAUUCCACAUUUUUAUUCAUUCAUGGUUAUCUGAUGUUGGAAGGGCCAGUCUCAAAUCUCUCUGAACAGGUACCAAAUUUUGAAAACGAAUUGGUAAAACACCUCCCCUGUGUAACGACACAACUGCUUCUGGCCUUUUUUCAGAAGCUUUUGGUACAGUGAUUUUUAAUGGAGAAUUUUGGAUGCU